Messenger RNA from Armigeres subalbatus, 1893 nucleotides. RefSeq names its product clustered mitochondria protein homolog. Gene Ontology annotation, biological process: intracellular distribution of mitochondria. Gene Ontology annotation, cellular component: cytoplasm. Lineage: Eukaryota; Metazoa; Arthropoda; Insecta; Diptera; Culicidae. Gene Ontology annotation, molecular function: protein binding; mRNA binding. The record is from RefSeq and is a predicted model, not a curated record.
AUGAUGAGUGAGAUCAAGCAUGUUGACAAUCAAAAUGCUGUUAACUCAUUGAAGAAGCAAAAGCAACUGGUAAAGGAUGCUGCCGAGUUCCUUGUUAAACACCAAAUCCCAAGUUUUGUUCAUGACUGUUUGGACCAUACUGCAGCUCCUAUGGAUGGAACCACACUCACGGAAACUUUGCAUAGCCGAGGCAUAAAUGUACGCUAUUUGGGUAAAGUUGCUAACCUGCGUCCUAUUAGGCAACUGGAAUGCUUGCACACAAUUGUCGUCUCGGAGCUGGUCAUCCGCGCUGCUAAGCACGUCUUCACCACAUACAUGCAAAAUACAGAAAUGAUGAGUAUGGCCGCGGUCAUCGGCCACUUUUUGAACUGCUUCCUUACGACCACUACCGCUGUGUCGCAUUCGGGGAGCACAUCCGAAUCGGAUGCCCUAACCAAAUCAGGAUCUUCCGGCGGCAAACAGCAACGUCGUCAAAACAAACGUUCCGGGGGUAGCAAGGGUGGCAAACCUUCAUUCCAGUGCACUCAGGACAAUAACAAAUGGCAGCAGCUGACAUCGAAAUCUCUUUGGUCUCAGGUUAAGCAGGAGCUUAAAUCGUAUUGGGAGUAUGAAUUGCUUCCAGCAGGAUCGCAUGAAUCUGCCGAUCCAGUCGUAGCUUACUAUCGUCUGCAGAAGAUCAGUUUGUUGCGUGCAUUUUGUCUGAAGACUGGGGUUCAAAUCCUGCUUAGGGAAUACAAUUUCGAAUUGAAGAACAAGUCUACUUUCGGUGAGAACGACAUCGUAAACAUGUUUCCCGUGGUCAAGCACAUUAAUUCCAGGGCUUCCGAUGCAUACAACUUCUACACCACCGGGCAAAGCAAAAUCCAGCAGGGCUACUUCAAGGAUGGCUAUGACCUGAUCAGCGAAGCACUCAAUCUCCUGAACAACGUUUACGGAGCUAUGCAUCCGGAGAAUGCCCAGUGUUUGCGCAUGUUAACCCGUUUUAAUUACAUCAUGGGAGAUCCACAGGAGGCCCUUGCCAUUCAGCAGUGGGCGGUGCUCAUGAGCGAGAGGGUCAACGGUAUUGAUCAUCCGUACACUAUCGCGGAAUACGCUCCUCUUGCACUAUACUGCUUUGCCAAUAGUCAAAUCAGCACUGCCCUGAAAUUGUUGUACCGUGUCCGGUACCUUGCCACAAUUGUGUGCGGCGAAAGCCAUCCGGACAUUGCCCUAUUGGAUAGUAACAUCAGCUUGAUUCUUCAUGCCGUUGGUGAGUACGAACUAUCGUUGCGCUUCCUUGAGCAUGCCUUGGCGCUUAACAUUAAAUACUACGGCGAGAAGUCCCUGAAGGUAGCCGUCAGCUACCAUCUGGUGGCACGGACGCAAAGCUGCAUGGGCGAUUUUCGGUCUGCACUGAACAACGAAAAGGAAACGUACGCCAUCUACAAGCAGCAGCUCGGCGAAACGCACGAGAAGACGCAGGAAUCGUCUGAGUGCUUGCGCCAUCUGACCCAACUGGCGGUCGUGUUGCAAAAGAAGAUGAACGAUGUCUACUCCAAUGGAAAAUUAACCAGUGGACUACCGCCGAUUCACAUUCAGCCACCGUCGAUGGGUUCGGUGCUGGACAUGCUAAAUGCGAUCAACGGUAUUAUUUUCAUACAUAUUAGUUCCAAAGAAAUCGCCAAUUUGAAGAACGAGAUCGAAAAGCGCCAAAAAGAAGGUGGCACUCCGGAGCAGCUCGCUGCUGCACAAGCCAGCCAGGAAGACGUUGAUCGCAUGCUGACCAAAACCAUGGCCAAGACCGCCGCCAGAAUUCCGUUCGAAGAGCACGACAAACAUGAGUUGCCCGUUGCUUCCGGUGCCAUUAGUAGUACGCAGCCAGCCACAAAGGACGAUAGCAGCACAAGCGGCUGA